Messenger RNA from Porites lobata, 456 nucleotides. NCBI's taxonomy places the organism in Eukaryota, Metazoa, Cnidaria, Anthozoa, Scleractinia, Poritidae. The record is from the annotation of a GenBank genome assembly.
AUGCCUGUACCAGUAAUUUCGUGUGUUAAGGUAGAUAAAAGCACACAGCGACCCAUUGUUCCAGAAGUUCCCUACAAAAAUCAAUGUGAGCGUGGGCAGAGAGGACUUAGGGGUGAAAUUAUUGACAACUUGAGACAAGUAGCUUUGAGAGCUGUACACUUUGAAGAAACAGACUUGCCUCAAUUAGUUGCUGAAAUAGUUGGGAGCAAGAAAUGGAUAUCCUCCGUUGGUUUCAAUGUGUCAAGUACAGAGAAAAAUCCAAUCUUGGAAUCUCUUAUAAAGGACUACAAAGAGUGCAUGUCCAAAGAAAAGACAAGUGAGGUUAGGAAGAGGGCUGCAGCUCAAAAGGCAAAGUUGUUUAUUAGCUCAACUUUAAAAGAUAGUAGAUUGACAUUGACAGGUGAAAAAACACCACAAACAUUUUGGAGCAGGGUUGUUGCUACUGAAUCUGUAUGA